UUAUGUUUAUAUUUAUCAGCUUUGAUAAUUUCAAAGAAGAUCUCGCUGUAAUAUUCUUUUGCUUUGUGUGAGAUUAAAAGUGAAAAUCUUCGAUAAAAGUUAGCGAAUCUAGGGUAAAUUUUAUCCAGAAAAUAUGGCGGAUGAAAACGAAAAUUCGUGUGAUAAGUUCGACGAUGUGAAACCCGACAAAAUGUUCACAUUAAAAAAGUGGAACGCAGUGGCUAUGUGGAGCUGGGAUGUCGAGUGUGAUACCUGUGCCAUUUGCCGGGUGCAAGUUAUGGAUGCUUGCCUGCGCUGUCAAGCCGAAAGCAAAAAGGACACUCUUGGACGCCAGGAUUGCGUUGUGGUUUGGGGCGAAUGUAACCAUUCUUUCCAUCACUGCUGUAUGUCUUUGUGGAUUAAGCAGAACAAUCGUUGUCCACUCUGCCAGCAGGAAUGGUCCAUCCAGAGAAUGGGCAAGUGAAACAGUAGAUUGCAAUUUCAGAACAGAAAAAGGACGUUUUUCCUGAAUCUGAUGACAGGAAGCUUUUUGUGACUACUUUUAUUUCUUUCUGUAACGAUUUUGUUUAUACUUGAAUAAAUAAAACUUAUUUUAGUAAACUGAA
Topomyia yanbarensis is the source of this 605-nucleotide messenger RNA. It is a transcript of the gene Roc2, whose product is annotated as RING-box protein 2. The record is from RefSeq and is a predicted model, not a curated record. Gene Ontology annotation, cellular component: Cul5-RING ubiquitin ligase complex; nucleus. Gene Ontology annotation, molecular function: zinc ion binding; ubiquitin protein ligase activity; cullin family protein binding. Lineage: Eukaryota; Metazoa; Arthropoda; Insecta; Diptera; Culicidae. The transcript has 2 exons. The coding region runs from base 134 to 463 and encodes 109 amino acids. Gene Ontology annotation, biological process: ubiquitin-dependent protein catabolic process; protein ubiquitination.